AUGAAGCUGGACAUCAACGAGAUCCGUGUCGCCACCGAACUGGAAAAGCAGAAGCUGAUCACGGAGCACUGCGAUGAGCUAGACGACCUCGUGCGCCGGCACGACAAGGCACAGCUGCCGCCUAACACGGGCUGGAUGGCUUUUAAGCACGUGGCAGUCUAUGCGCGCUCCGCGUUGGCUGAGCAAAGUACGCCGGUUUUCGAGGAGCUCAGCGAUGCCUUCCCAACCUUGGCCGUGAAUUUCACCGAUCAUGAGGACUUGGAUGAAGGAGACAUCGGAGGCACGCUCUCCUUGGCAGCUUCAACAUUUCGUCAUCCAUCUCUCGGAUGCAAAGACGACACCGGAUUCCACGGAGCUGGUUGA
Symbiodinium sp. CCMP2592 is the source of this 363-nucleotide messenger RNA. The record is from the annotation of a GenBank genome assembly. Lineage: Eukaryota; Dinophyceae; Suessiales; Symbiodiniaceae.